GAAAGCAAAUCAUUUUUGUUCUCUUGGGCGCCUCCGAAUCAUAUUUUCUGCAAUUUAUAUUUCCUGGUAACGGUGUCUGUUUGUGGUGCGAUUUCGUUUGGGGAAAAAAGAGAGAAUGGAAGGAGAGAAGCUGUUAGCCCUAAUCGAGAAAGCUACCAAUUCUACAUCCCAAGAAGUGGACCCUCGCCUUCUCAAAGCCGUCAAAUCCACCGUCCGAUCUUCCGAUGACAACGUUCGCAUCGCCAUCGAUUCCCUCAUGCAGAAAAUGAAGAAAGACCACUCCCAGGUACGGUACCUCACUCUUCUCAUCAUUGAUGAACUGUUCAUGCGUUCAAAGCUUUUCCGAUCCCUCCUUGUUGUUAACUUCGAUAACUUUCUGAGCUUAAGUGUUGGUUUCCGAAGAAAUUUGCCACUCCCCCCUCCUCGUGCCGUUGCAUCCACCUUGCGUUCAAAAAGCAUAGAAUUGUUGGAGAAGUGGAAUGCUUCAUUUGGGAUUCAUUACAGGCAGCUUAGGUUAGGCUUCGAGUACCUGAAGAAUACCUUAAAAUUUCAGUUCCCUAACCGCCUGGAAAACGCAGCUCGAUUACAACAAGAGAGGAGGGAAAGAGAGAUUAGGUCGAAGGAGAUUUUGCUGAGUAAGUAUGGAACCUUGAAGGAAAACUAUGCUUCAAUCAAGGGUGAAAUACAGUCUACGCUUGAUGAAAUAGGAGAAUGCUUGGACAUUAUUUGUGUCAAAGAAGAUGAAUUUAUCCACACCAAUUCUGUUGAGGAUGGAGAGGCUGAAGAAUACAGCUCUGCCUUGCAGCAGAUCCGUCUAGAAUCACUGAAAGAGGGGGAAAAGGUUAGUGAAAACAGCGACAAUAAGGCGGUUUUUGACGUAUUGAGGGACUUGUACAAGCUUCUACUGUCGAGGCAUUUGCCAUUGGUGCAAGAAUUGGUGUCUGUUCUUGUGAGGGUCGAUCUGGCUGACAACAAGUUUAGGGAUUUUAUGCUAAAAGAGUUCAUUGAUAUCCGGAAAAUUCUUCAAUCAUUAAAAAAGAGAUGCGAGCAAACGGGCUGUGCUCUUCAUAGUACUGCUGCCCAAGAAGAGGAGGAUCUGUGGGAAGAGGGUAAGAUUGAAGUGCCUGACAAUGAGAAUGCUAGAAUGCCUACAAGAUCAAGCAAAGAAAUCGUGAGCACUUCAACUACCAAUGCAGACCAGGGCAAAGUCCCGGAUCAUGGUAAAAAAUUGAAAGGCAAGGCAUUAAAUCUUGAAGGAGACGGUUCGGAUUCAACAUCUCCGAGGGUGAAGCUUUUGGCUGAAGCUCCAGUUAUGCCAUGGGGCUCCUUCUUGGAUAAUUGGGGUUCAGACCGUGAUUUUCUGGCAAACCAGAGGGGCUUGGAGCUCGAGGGUCAUUGGGGCAGAGUAGACUAUGAUGCUGUUAUUCCCGCAGAAAAAAUUGCUGAGCUGAAUGUUCAAACAACACUAUACAAGGAACAAAAAGUUGAAAUUCAACCGUGCCUUGCUCCUAUGAGCAAAGGUGGGCUUUGUCAAAGAAGGGACUUGAGGGUAUGCCCAUUUCAUGGGCCUAUCGUACCUCGUGAUGCUGAAGGAAUUCCAAUCCAUCAAAACCUGUCAACGGAUGAGAAAGCUGUGGAAGAUUUGUUGACUGGUUUUUUGGAUGGUGAGGAUGAUCAUGAUUUAGGCAAUACAAUGGCUAAGAAACUAGCAAAACAGGCAGUGAAGAAUGUGCGGAACAGAGACAGAGAGGAAGAGAAGAAGAGAGAAAAUGAUAGGCGGUCAUUGAAGCGUGCAAAGCUUGCAAAGGUCCGUGAGCACAAUGAAGCAGUUUUACGGGAAUCUGCACUUGCAUCAACUUCCCGGUCAGAAGCUGUUGAAGAGGACUUAGUGAUGGGGAACCAAGGUGGGCCUAUUGUCAGAGGAAAGAAGCAGACAUUGUCAUCUAUGCUACGUGAGAAAGUAACAACAAAGGAUAGAAUAGCACGGAGGCUUUUGAACACCCGUGUAACAGAUGCAGCAAUAAGACAGCUGAGACAGGUGGAGGAAGCAAAUUACAAGGAAGCUUAUCCAAAUCAGUGGUAGACGAUGGUAUUUACAAGACCUGAAAGUUCUAUUCUCAAAGAAAGGCUGGAUGGUGCAAAUUCAAACUGAAACAGUGAUAGAAACAGGUGGUCAAAUAAUGUUUACAACCACUAGUGGAUUCUUUUCUCAUGGGCCGUACUGUAUAUCAAGAUCGAGAG
This is a messenger RNA of Magnolia sinica, 2241 nucleotides long. Its product is annotated as UV-stimulated scaffold protein A homolog. Gene Ontology annotation, molecular function: ubiquitin binding; RNA polymerase II complex binding; phosphatidylinositol binding. The coding region runs from base 116 to 2083 and encodes 655 amino acids. NCBI's taxonomy places the organism in Eukaryota, Viridiplantae, Streptophyta, Magnoliopsida, Magnoliales, Magnoliaceae. Gene Ontology annotation, biological process: transcription-coupled nucleotide-excision repair; response to UV. The transcript is spliced from 2 exons. The record is from RefSeq and is a predicted model, not a curated record. Gene Ontology annotation, cellular component: chromosome.